AUGAGGAUGAGACGCAGCUCCGUCGUGCUGUCGCUCACGCUCCUCUUCUUGGUGCUUGGCGGGGUAAAGCUCGGCAAGUCCGCACCGAAUGCCUACUGCUGGGGUGAAAAUGCCAACAUGGGACUGGCGACCAACGAUACCAACAACAAGGAUGUCCCCACGCAGGGCCUCGGUCUCGUCGGGUUGGGCAGCCUCUCGUCCAUCUCAGCCGGCUACGUCAGCUGCUGGGGCAAAGGGGCUGCGUCGUCGCGCCCGUUCACCACCGUGUCCUGCGGAGAAUCCGUGACCUGUGCCAUUGACACCAUCAAUAGCUUUGGGCAACUGGGCGUGGGCACGGGGUUCACUCAGUCCGCGACCGAGAGGAACGUCACCACCCUGUCCGGGGUGACAUUCGUGUCGGCCGGCUAUCUCUAUACGUGCGCCGUGGCCGGCGGGGUGGCCUACUGCUGGGGCUUGAACGCGCAGGGACAACUGGGCAUAGGGAACUUGAACAACGCAUCGCUGCCAGCUCCGGUGGCGCUUCCCACUAACGUCACCGUGAGCGUGAUUGCCACGGGACUGGAUCACGCCUGUGCCCUCACCACCGGAUAUGACCUUUACUGCUGGGGCAACAACAUCCGCGGCGCCCUGGGUGUCGGUACGACGGCGACCGGCUCUGUCAGCUCGCCCCAAAAGGUGGACGGCUCUUAUAUCGCCGUAGCCGCUGGGCAGGAGGUCACCUGCGCCGUCUCCCUACCGGCGAGGGAUGUGUACUGUUGGGGCUACGCCCAAAACGGCAUCCUGGGCGACGGUUCCAUCUCGGGCAACCAAAGCACGCCCGUCAAAGUGGCGGCCCUCGCCGGUCAGUACGUGGCCGUCGCUGCGGGCUACACGGCGGCAUUCGCCGUCGGAACAGAUGGCCAGACCAUGUCCUGGGGAAGAGCCAAUUCUGGACAGCUGGGCCGCGGAAGCCUGGCGGCUGGCUCCAUCCACACGCCGGCACCAGUGUCGGGCGGCACCACCUUCGGCGCGGGCCUGUCGAUCGAGUCGUUCGGCAGCUUCGCGUGCGCUCUGGCCACGGCCGUGCCCUCGGCCACGCCGUCGCCCACGCCCUCUCGGUCGCCCACGCGAUCGCCGUCGCCCUCGUCGUCGCCCACGCGCUCGCCGUCGCCCUCGUCAUCGCUCACGCCCUCGCCGUCGCCGACCCAGUCGCCCUCGCCCAGCCCAUCGGCGGUGCCCGUGCCCUCCGCCCUGGUGCAGGCCGAUUUCGACCUCAACGUGCCUACUGUGGCCAUCAGCCAAUCGGGCGGCGAAUCACGACCCACAGCGCAGCGGAUCAACCUCAACCUGGUGAGCCUGGAGGAGACCACGCCCGACGGCAGCACCGUGCUUCAGACAGUCGAUCUGCAGACCGUGGGGUGGACGGUGGAGGAGAAGAACAGCUCCAUGAGCGGUGAGGGGGUCACCCAAUAUGUCUUCACCAGCCAGCUGAGCACCGCGACCGGCGGCACCAACAACGCCACACUUCAGUACCUGUUCAACACCUACGACUCGGAGCAGCUCAUCACCACCGGGAGCAACUACUCAUUCACAGUAACGCCAUCGUUGCUCAAGUUCUCCCUCAACAUCUCCUCAUGGCGAUGGAACUCGACGCUGGGCAAGUUGCGGCUGACGUUGAAGAUCGUCCCCUCGUUUGCACGCUUCACCCGCUGGGAUGACGCGCCGCAGGCCGGCAUGACCACGUUCCUCUUCGUCAGCGCCCAGGCAGAACAGGCCAGCACGCUGAUGCGCCUCCUCAACUUUGGCGAGGCCUCGGGUGGCGCCGGAGGCGAAGUAUCGCGCGUGGCCAUGGCCGCUUCGGCCCAGGUCAACACCUCGUCACUGUCGCUCACCUUCGAUCACUUUACCGACACCAUGCUCUUCGACCCUGAUAUUGGACUGUUGCUGGGCCGCAAGGAGGAUGGCUCAGGAAGCGGAGGAGGUGACAACCUGGGGCUCAUCAUCGGCGUGUCGGUGGCGGUGCCGGUGGCUGUCGUGUUCGUUGUGGUCGCCAUUGUAGUGGCCCUGGUCAUCAUCCGCAUCAAGCUCAAGGCCGGCCUUCACACCAGCAGCGGGGUGGUGAGCUUCCACAAUGACAACGCCGAUGACCUCCUCUAA
Acanthamoeba castellanii str. Neff is the source of this 2136-nucleotide messenger RNA. Its product is annotated as regulator of chromosome condensation (RCC1) repeat domain containing protein. The record is from RefSeq and is a predicted model, not a curated record. Gene Ontology annotation, molecular function: guanyl-nucleotide exchange factor activity. Lineage: Eukaryota; Discosea; Longamoebia; Acanthamoebidae. Bases 1 to 2136 code for a protein of 711 amino acids. Gene Ontology annotation, cellular component: cytoplasm. The transcript has 18 exons.